Neomonachus schauinslandi (Hawaiian monk seal) is the source of this 2733-nucleotide messenger RNA. It is a transcript of the gene KCNB2, whose product is annotated as potassium voltage-gated channel subfamily B member 2. Gene Ontology annotation, biological process: potassium ion transmembrane transport; protein homooligomerization. Gene Ontology annotation, cellular component: voltage-gated potassium channel complex; membrane. NCBI's taxonomy places the organism in Eukaryota, Metazoa, Chordata, Mammalia, Carnivora, Phocidae. The record is from RefSeq and is a predicted model, not a curated record. Bases 1 to 2733 code for a protein of 910 amino acids. The transcript has 2 exons. Gene Ontology annotation, molecular function: protein binding; delayed rectifier potassium channel activity.
AUGGCAGAAAAGGUCCCCCCUGGCUUAAACAGGAAGACUUCAAGGUCGACACUCUCCCUUCCACCAGAACCUGUGGACAUCAUUAGGAGCAAGACGUGCUCGCGGAGGGUUAAAAUCAACGUGGGGGGCCUCAACCACGAAGUCCUGUGGAGAACGUUGGACCGGCUGCCCCGGACACGCUUGGGGAAGCUCCGGGACUGCAACACACACGAGAGCCUCCUGGAGGUGUGUGACGACUACAACCUCAGCGACAACGAGUAUUUCUUCGACCGGCACCCGGGGGCCUUCACUUCCAUUUUAAAUUUCUACCGGACGGGGAAACUCCAUAUGAUGGAAGAAAUGUGCGCUCUCUCUUUUGGGCAAGAGCUUGAUUACUGGGGGAUUGACGAGAUCUACCUGGAGUCCUGCUGCCAAGCCAGGUAUCAUCAGAAGAAGGAGCAGAUGAACGAAGAACUGAGGCGGGAGGCCGAGACGAUGCGUGAGCGGGAGGGAGAAGAGUUCGAUAACACCUGCUGCCCGGAGAAACGGAAGAAGCUCUGGGACUUGCUGGAGAAACCUAACUCGUCGGUGGCUGCAAAGAUCUUGGCCAUCGUGUCUAUCCUGUUCAUCGUGCUCUCCACCAUCGCUCUGUCUCUCAACACUCUACCGGAGCUGCAGGCAGUGGAUGAAUUUGGACAACCCAACGACAACCCCCAGUUAGCACAUGUGGAGGCUGUGUGUAUUGCUUGGUUUACCAUGGAGUACCUUUUACGCUUCCUGUCCUCACCAAAUAAGUGGAAGUUCUUUAAAGGCCCACUAAAUGUCAUCGAUUUGCUGGCCAUCUUGCCAUAUUAUGUCACCAUCUUCCUCACGGAGUCCAACAAGAGCGUGCUGCAGUUCCAGAACGUGAGGCGCGUGGUUCAGAUCUUCCGCAUCAUGCGCAUCCUCAGGAUCCUGAAGCUCGCCAGACAUUCCACAGGCCUGCAGUCCCUGGGGUUCACCCUCAGACGGAGUUACAACGAAUUGGGCUUACUGAUCUUAUUUCUGGCCAUGGGGAUAAUGAUAUUUUCCAGCCUGGUAUUUUUUGCUGAGAAGGAUGAAGAUGCCACCAAGUUCACCAGUAUCCCAGCGUCGUUCUGGUGGGCCACCAUCACCAUGACCACUGUGGGCUAUGGUGACAUUUACCCGAAAACAUUAUUAGGGAAAAUCGUGGGAGGCCUCUGCUGCAUUGCCGGGGUCCUGGUUAUCGCCCUUCCCAUCCCAAUCAUCGUGAAUAAUUUCUCUGAGUUUUACAAGGAGCAGAAACGCCAGGAGAAGGCAAUCAAAAGGAGAGAGGCCCUUGAGCGGGCCAAGAGGAACGGAAGCAUUGUUUCUAUGAACUUAAAAGAUGCCUUUGCCCGAAGCAUGGAACUGAUAGACGUGGCCGUGGAGAAGGCAGGAGAGUCAGCCAGUACCAAGGACUCGGCUGACGAUAAUCACCUGUCCCCGAGCCGGUGGAAGUGGGCCAGGAAAGCUCUGUCGGAAACAAGCUCCAACAAAUCUUUCGAGAAUAAGUACCAGGAGGUUAGCCAAAAAGACUCCCACGAGCAGCUGAACAACACUUCUUCCAGCCCGCAGCACCUGAGCGCGCAGAAACUGGAGAUGCUGUACAACGAGAUCACCAAGACACAGCCUCACGCUCAGCCGAACCCGGCCUGCCAGGAGCAGCCGGAGAGGCCGUCAGUGUACGAGGAGGAGAUAGAAAUGGAAGAAGUGGUCUGCCCGCAGGAGCAGUUGGCUGUGGCGCAGACCGAGGGCAUCGUGGACAUGAAAAGCACGUCCAGCAUAGACAGCUUCACCAGCUGCGCCACCGACUUCACGGAGACCGAGCGGUCGCCCCUGCCGCCGCUGUCCGCCUCCCACUUGCAGAUGAAGUUCCCACCUGACCUCACGGCGACCGAAGAGCGCCAAAGAGCCAGGGGGCCCCCGUUUCUAACACAAAGCAGAGAGAAGGGGCCGGGGGCCGGGGAUGCCAUCCUGGAAUACACUCCGGUCGACGUAACUGUGAGCCUCGAUAACAGCGCUUGCCAAAGUGGGCUCCACGGCCCUUUGCCGUCGGACGGUACCUCCGAGAGCCCUAAGAGUUCGCUGAAAGGCAGCAACCCCCUAAAAUCCAGAUCGCUCAAAGUGAACUUUAAGGAAAACAGAGGCAGUGCCCCACAGACCCCGCCCAGCACAGCCAGGCCACUGCCAGUCACGACAGCGGACUUUUCACUCACCGCCCCGCAGCUCAUCAGCACCAUCCUCCUCGAGGAAACCCCCUCCCAGGGGGACAGAGCUUUGCUGGGCACCGAGCUUUCCGCACACUGUCAGGGACCUUCCAAAGGGCUGACCCCUCGGUUUCCCAAGCAGAAACUCUUUCCUUUCUCGACAAGAGAGAGGAGGAGCUUCACGGAAAUAGACACUGGCGACGACGAUGACUUCUUAGAGCUGCAGGGGCCCAGGCAGGACAAGCAGGCCGACGCCAGCCCAAACUGCUUUGCAGAUAAGCCUAGUGAUGGAAGAGACCCUUUGAGAGAGGAGGCCUGUGUGGGCUCUUCCUCCCCCCAGGACCCAAGUCACAACUGUAGGCAAGACAUUUACCAUGCUGUGGCGGAAGUAAAAAAGGACAAUAGUCAAGAAGGGUGCAAGAUGGAAAACCAUUUGUUUGCCCCAGAAAUUCAUUCCAACCCAGGAGACACAGGUUAUUGUCCCACACGUGAAACCAGCAUGUGA